AUGCUAAACAUUUGUGUCCACGAGUUGCAAAACGUGACGGAUUACUGUGAAGAUUUAACUCUCUACAUUUUACUGAAACAGAAACAAAUGGAGGUAUUUGGAAAAUCUAUGGUAGCUGGCCCUACCAAUGUUAUUUACCUGUCUAGUAUUCUGGGCCAGGAUGGGCCCAAGCCCAUCCACAAGUGUGACUGGAAAUGUCAAAACGAACACGUGUGUGGCAAUAUGUACCGAUGCAGGCUAACUGGGCUGACCCACGUUUGUGACAAAAACUGCAACCAGAGAAUCUUGUAUGACAACCAUAGCUCCCUUUGCCGAGUGAGCAAACAGAUUUUUCCUCUGACUUUGGUGGAGCAGCAGGCUGUGAAGGGUGUUCGGAGAAAGCUCGACUCGGAGGGUGGGCCCACAGAGAGCUGUGGCUUCAAGCGGAGGAGGGACACUCAGCUUCACCGCCCAUCGCCUUUUGAGAGGUCGUUUAAUGCUGUGGGACCCAUUUGCAGCCCGGUUGGCGAUGUUAUGGAUACGAACUAGAGAGUUACAUAAUUUGCUAAUUUCAACAUGUCCUUUUGUCCCUUCUCCCUUGAUCUUCUUUCUUGCCUAGGAUGAAUUUGGGCUAUGUAGGAAAAAAAAAGAACUCUACUAUUGUCUUUCUGUUGUGGCUCUACUGAUUUGACAAGACUCGUAACUCGUAGGAUUUUUAUAAUGCUAUGUUCUAUGGACUUAUUGAGAAACUCGAGCUAGUACGCUAUUAAGGCAAGGCUAUGUUAGAAUGCCUUGUUUAUCUAUUUUACGGUGCACUACUAAUUGCUAUACUGUCAUACGCUGUUAUCUAUAAUUAUGACUUAAGCACCUCGACUGUGACACAGAAGCAUCCUUCUGAGUCUUUUGGUGGAAAUGUAUAAAUAUUUCAUUCAUGGUGAAUCUUGGGUGUACUGUUUGGUUCCUUUGUUCUUCAGGUUUGGAGGAGCUGCCAUAUUAUCUGGUGAAAUUUGUACCGGCUGACAUUUUUUAGUUUGGUUGACAUUUUUUAGUUUAUUAUGUUUGUGAUGCAGGGAAGGAGGAAGAUCUUAUUUCAUUUUGUUUUUGGAUUUGCUUCAUUUCCUUUUAAAUUUUUCCUCGCGUUCUGGUUUCUGUAGAACUCUGAUGCUAAAGUGGCUUUUCUUUUUUGCAGGAGCUGAAGCAUAUUCCAUUUGGGAGAUUUGUUUUAAAACAUUGUUUGUCGUACAAAUAAAUUAUACAAUAGCAGUAAUUUGCUUUCGGUUUUUGUGAAGCUUUUAAAUUUAAUUUUCUAUUUUUAUUUAUGCAGGAAAAUAGCAGGUUAGCAGCUGCCCGAGAAUGCGCCUCAUCUACUUGACAAUGACAAAAUUCACCCGAGAAACUAACAGUAAACUGUAAAGGAUCAUCUUCACUUCCCAUUUUGUCAUUUUCUUCUUUGUGACAAUGUAUUGAGGAAUGUGUGUUCGUCAUGCAUGCAUCAUCUACUUGACGGUGAAGAUAGUCUUUUCUCAAUGGCCAUAAAGAUUUAUUUCUAGUUUCGACUUUUCCAUCAUUUAACCGUGAAAGGCGUAUAUCCAGAACAUGCUAGCCCUGUAGCCCAGAAAUCAAGAAUGUGGAGAUCAUCCGAGCAACAUUUUUCUGGGGAAUCCUGUGAUCUUUUUUAAAGAAAGGGAAAUUAUCAUUCAGAUCAAAGAGCUGGAUAAGGUUCAUAGGGAUUCAGACUUGUUGUAAAGAUAAGUUUAAUUCUUUGUAUUUGAUCCUCUGUUUUGCAGACCAGAAACAGUGUUAAGUGCCCAGAAAUUCUUGUUUCAUGAUGUAACACAUUAAUUAAUGAUGAUGAUGUCUUUCUUAUUAUAUAAUUUUUUUAUUGUAUCUUAAUAUAUAUUCUGCAUGUGCUGGAGUUAAA
Striga asiatica is the source of this 1900-nucleotide messenger RNA. NCBI's taxonomy places the organism in Eukaryota, Viridiplantae, Streptophyta, Magnoliopsida, Lamiales, Orobanchaceae. The record is from the annotation of a GenBank genome assembly.